Molecule: messenger RNA, 297 nt
Organism: Staurois parvus
Lineage: Eukaryota; Metazoa; Chordata; Amphibia; Anura; Ranidae
Source: the annotation of a GenBank genome assembly
AUAUAGUGAAUGCGGGGUCCGGGGGAGAGCGGAUAUAGUGAAUGCAGGGUCCGGGGAGAGCGGAUAUAGUGAAUGCGGGGUCCGGGGAGAGCGGAUAUAGUGAAUGCAGGGUCCGGGGAGAGCGGAUAUAGUGAAUGCGGGGUCCAGGGAGAGCGGAUAUAGUGAAUGCAGGGUCCGGGGAGAGCGGAUAUAGUGAAUGCGGGGUCCGGGGAGAGCGGAUAUAGUGAAUGCGGGGUCCUGGGUUUACCAAACAUUAGUUGUAGAAAAGGGACAGUUGGGAAAAGAAGAUGGCGAGAG